UUGUGUGUCGCGGACUGCGUUUGCUUAUUUUUAAUUAUUAAAAUGAUUUAAUUUCAAAGAAAAUAAGCUUAGUUAUGGACGAAAACGAUUUCUUUAAACAGACAGUACAACACCUGGCGCGAUGUCUUUCAUGUAUAAAUCCAACACCAUGGGAAAAGGUGAAUACCCUGUUUAUGCUAUGUCCACAAGCUUCGAGCAGUUUGGUCGUGAACCCGAAGAGUCAGGAGGCCAGCAUAGCCCUCGGACUAUACUUCUUGCAGAGCGGGCUGCAGCAUCAAGACAAACUGUUACCAUACUUCAUAAAGAUAUUGAAAUGCCUUACCAAUGCAGAGUUUGAGGAGCCAUUGUGUAGAAAUGACAAUGCGGAUCGUAUACCAAUGUCAGAAAAGUUCAGUUUCUGUCUCAACACACUGCUAUCAGACGUGGCGACGAAACAGCCCUCCCUACGCGAGGAGAUCGUCACCGCACAAAUAGAACUUAUGUCCAACCUCACAAAGAUCAUAAUCAACUGCCACGAAAGGAAAGACUCUAGUCCCAUUACAAAACUCCACCUCUGCAAGAGCACUGUGCCCAUUCUCAUAGGACUAGCUCGGUCUAUGGGCAGAUAUGCUACAGUGGAACCUCUACUACUAUGUAGAUUGUUUCCUCAGCCCAGCAGUCCUGUCAAAACCAAAGAACCUGAACCAAAUUUCGAAUAUUCCACCAUAGACAAGAAGAGAAAGUUUAACCAGUUUCGCCCAAUCAUUCCCAGGUCUUUAUCUGGGAAUUUGAACCCCAAUAAUGAGAUUAUAAUUGAAAAUGGUGGGGAUACAGUUGAUAGUACAGGAGGCACACUCAAAAGGGGUUCUCUUCAAAGCUAUAACUCAGUACCAUAUGAUCCAACGACAUACUUCUUCCACAAAUUUGGAUCUAGUUUUAACCAGUUUCCUUACAUGAGGUUUCCUGAGUCCCCUGAAAAGAGGAUCAAUGUGCAGUUUUAUGUGACUUAUCUGCAGUCCAUUCUAUCGUUGGCAAAGAAAAUUUUGACCAAAGAUUUGUUGGCAUUUCUGGACGAGGAAGCUGAAGAUAUAUUUGCUUCAGGACAAAUUCAAGUAUUCCCUUACAAAUCAUUCUCGGAAACAUUAAACUUAGUCAUGGUGACACUAUUGCGAGAUAUUCUGCAGCAUCAGAAAGAUUUACCGGGGCCCUUCACAAAAGAUGUCCAGCAUAAGGGUAAGAUUGGGAAUGGGACUAAAGAACAGAUCCAAGAGUUCGUAAAAUGUCUGUUCCUGAGCGGGCAAACAGAGCUUCAGAGUCGACACCAUGACGCCUCGGAGAAAGAAGACAGAGAGAGCAACUACGCCACUGUCAACAAGUUCAAAGUCAACGUAAUGGCGAAUUCUGCCUGCGUGGACUUACUGGUGUGGGCGAUCGGGGAUGAAACAGUGGAUCAGGACUUUACCGUGCCAGCUCUAAUUAACGCUCUAACUAUAUUGAUAGGUGCUGACUCGUUGUGUGGAAGACUCACAGAGAAAAUAAAUUCGAAUCACAACCAUAAGCUAAUAUUAGCGCACAUGCCUCUACUGAUGGUAUGCUUAGAGGGUCUAGGCAAAUUAGCAACAAAGUUUCCAACGAUAGCCAACACGUCGAUAUACUGUCUACGUGACUUCCUCGUCACACCUUCCCCCAUACUGUUCAAGCUGCACAAGCUAGACUUGGAGAAGUCUGGCAAGGAGCAUAAUAAUAUGAAGGUCACUGUGCAAGGAAAAGAGAUGCCAGGCAUCACAGAAGCCCGUGUGCCGACAAAAUCUACACCCUUCGAGAAGCUUCGAGACGCGGCGAUCGAGAAUCUAUGCGUAGCGUUGGAGGCCGCACUACAAGUUGACCAGUUCUGUGUGCCGGCGCUUGUCGGCUCCGUCAGCAAUAGGCUGUUCACUGCAGAAACAAGCGAUAGCGAGUCGUCUCUUAUAAGCACGAAUAUCGUCAUAAUGCUGGGUCACGUGGCUGUGGCGCUCAAAGACACGCCCAAAACCACAGAUACUAUACUGCAGUUCUUCCAGCAGAGGUUAUGCCGCGCACCAUCAUCCCUGGAUACGCUGAUCGUUGACCAGCUCGGCUGCAUGGCGCUAGCCAGUCCCGAGGGUCCAGCCCACGACGAGAUCAUGAAGAUGUUCACCGUCAUCACAGUGGAAGCGGCCAGUGCUUCGUACCAGCAUACGGAUGAUAGGAAGCAGUAUAGGCAUGUAUCGGGCGCGGUGUUGAACGCGCUCGCGAACAUCGCGGCGAACGUGUGCGGCACGAGCGCCCGCUUCGAACUGCUGACGCGGCUGCUCGAGCUGUUCGUGCAACUUGGAUUGGGCGGUGAACGCGCCACCGACCGCUCGCCAGCGCCCGUGCUCAAGGCCUCAGGCAGCGCCGGCAACUUGGGUGUUCUGAUACCGGUUAUUGCGGUUCUAGUCAAGCGGUUACCACCCAUACGUAACCCCAAACCCCGACUACACAAGCUAUUCAAGGACUUUUGGCUCUACUGUGUAGUGAUGGGAUUCACGGCCGCAGAGUCAGCAAUGCGAAAGCGUCUAUGGCCGCAAGAGUGGUACGCCGGAGUAAAAGAGAUAGCAGUUAAAUCACCUUUCCUUGUCUCGCAAACGUCUUUACGUUCGGAAAUGAGAGAGCUGCAAUAUACUUCAGCUGUGAGAAACGAUUCGGUGUCAAUUAAUGAACUACAAGAACUAAAGACACAGAUUUUGAACUUGUUGGAUCAUCAGCCAGAUGUGACAGUUAUAGUGAACAAGCUGACUUUUGCCCCGUGUAUGUACAUUUUGAGUGUAUAUUGGCUGGAGACUCUGAGAGUAAGCAACUCUCCCGAGCCGAGUUUGCAACAUAUUAUUGAGUAUCUGAGUGAUACGGCCUUGCAGAAGGAUAAAAGUGGAAUGUGGCUCUGUGUUGCCAGUGUCGGCGACAAAGUAUUCCAGAAAUUUUUGGACGUGAUGUCACAGAAGGUGAAGGACGAAGCCAGGGAAAGGGAAUUGGAGAAACACGCGCAAUUUCUAUUGGUCAAUUUCAACCACAUACAUAAACAGAUACGACGAGUGGCCGACAAGUGGCUUGCCGGAUUGGUGGACAGAUUCCCCCAUCUGUUGUGGAAUUGCCAGGUUCUCUGGUCUAUGUUAGAUAUACUGCAAGUUUUAAGCUUCAGUUUGGAAUUAGACGCAAAUCAAGAAACACCCCUACUAAAAGUUCCGGGCACUGACUUUACGAUGCAACUACAAGAUACGUUAGAAGGACGAGAGGUGAUAGUAAAAGAUUUUGCGGAUCGCUGUCACGGUAUUGUUCAAGAGGCGAUGAAAUGGGCGCCGCAGUCGACGAGGUCUCACCUGCAGGAGUAUUUGAAUCAGGUGCCCAACUCGACGCUCUGGCAUCACUGCGGGUUGGCGCUGGCGACGGGCGCGCUGCUGGGUGCGGCGGGCCUGAACCGACUGUCGGCGCCGCUGCCCCGCGCCGCCAUCGACAAGCGCCCGCUCUGCGUCACGCACGACUCCGCCGCCCUGCUCGCUAUAGUCAGCCAGCGAAGUAGAUACGCUGGAGAGGUGUCCGGUGCGGUGAUGGCGGAGGGCGGGGGUGAAGCAGCAGUGUGGCGGGUCGGGGCCCGCUUACUGUCUGCCUUACGCGAGGCGUCCGCGUCUAAGAGCGAGCCACAACACCGUGCUGCGCUGUGGCGCUGUGCGGCGCUGCUGGUACACGCACGCGUGCACGCCACGCCCACUCCGGCGCCGCCCACCGCGCCGACCGCGCGUGCGCUGCUGCAGGCUGUAGCCUGGUCCCAAGUGGAUCUCUUCACUGAGGAUGCGGUCACGUCUGCGGUGGAGUGCUGGCAGUGGCUGACGACGGCGCGGCCGGACCUGGAGUUGCGGCUGGUGCAGGAGGUGUUCGCGGCGUGGCAGAGCACCGUCGACCGCCGCAUGGGGCUGUUCUCCCGCCAGCAGGACGAGAUCAGCCCCCUGGCGGCGCACGAAGGAGCGAAACUAGAGCCGCGGCCGCCAUCUGUCGCGGCGCACGCUGUAUGGGUGCGGUAUCUAUGCGAGGUUGCCGAGACUGCCAAAUACAACAGUCUAGAGAAGGUAGAAAUGCUGGCCAGCUUGUUGCAUAGAUCACUACCAAUAACUGUGGGUGAUCCUAGGGACUACAUGAAUCGACAUGUUGAUGCUGCUGGAGUUAGAUUCAAACUCCUAUCCUGCGGUCUAUCUCUACUCCAAGGCGACAUACUACCCCGCUCUCUAGCGCGCAACAUUCUCAGAGAGCGACUCUACAGCGUCUGCUUAGACUACUUCUGUCGGGGCCUGCAAUGCCCCAGUAAAAGCAGUGGGGCACUCAGAGAAGACAUCAUCUCUAUGAUCAAGUUCUGGCAGUUGAUGCAUUCGGACAAGAAGUAUUUGAAGAGCAGCGAUAUAGGAGCUGACUUCGAGGUAAUGGGUCCGAGCAACCAGAGCGUGUACACGACGGCGUCAGUUGACAACCGCUCCUCCAUCAACAGCAGCGACAUCGGCAGUCGACAGACCACGGGCUGGAUCAACACGGUGCCAAUGUCAACUACAACACUGAGCAGCGGCGCGGGCUCCGUCGCCGGCAAGCGCUCCAACCGCAGCAUCAAGCCGCCCAAGACGCAGGACUCGUUUGUCAAGGACUAUGUUAAGAAGAGGAACCUUAUAUUGGAGCUGAUGGCCGUCGAGAUAGAGUUUCUAGUCACAUGGCACAAUCCACACGGGCGGCCGGAGAUGGUAAUACCGGGCGAGGACAACAUCACGACUUGGCGAUCAAAGCCGAACACCGAUAAGAUUUGGCGGGAUUAUACUAAGCUGGCGUGGGAUAUUAGCCCCACGCUCGCUGUGUUCUUGCCUGAGAGACUGAAGAACGACGAGAUAGUCGCGGAGAUCAAGCGGCGCGUGCAGCAGAACCCGACUGCAGUGUGUCACGUGCCGCAGGCGCUCAAAUACCUCGUCACAACUGAGAACCUGCUCAACGACGCACAGGAGCUGGUGCACAUGGUGACGUGGGCCCGCGUGUCCCCGCCCGAGGCGCUGGCGUAUUUCAGCCGGCAGUUCCCCCCGCACCCGCUGUCCGCGCAGGCCGCCGUCGCCGCCCUCACCUCCUACCCGUCCUCCGCGCUGCUGCUCUACAUACCGCAGCUGGUGCAGGCGCUGCGCCACGACACCAUGGGCUAUGUAUCGGAGCUGAUCAAGUCCCUCGCUAAGAAGUCGCAGGUGGUCGCGCAUCAGCUAAUCUGGAACAUGCACACCAACAUGUACACUGACGAGGAGAUGCAGAAUAAAGAUACUGCCCUCUACGAUACAUUAGAAGCGCUAACCAAGAACAUAGUGGACUCUCUCUCGGGUCCAGCUAAAGCGUUCUACGAGCGGGAAUUCGAGUUCUUCAAGCAGAUAACUGACAUCAGCGGCACGAUACGACCGUACCCGAAGGGGGCGGAGCGAAAGCGGGCGUGCUUGGAGGCGUUGAAAAAUAUUAAGGUUCAACCAGGCUGUUAUCUACCUUCAAAUCCAGAUUCUAUGGUGAUCGACAUAGACUACAAGAGCGGCACGCCCAUGCAGAGCGCGGCCAAAGCGCCGUAUCUCGCACGGUUUAGAGUUCGUAAAUACGGCAUAGACGAGAUGGAGGCUGUUGCUAUGGCCGUCGCCGCGGGGGAAAACCCGCCCGCUGAGGAAGGCAAGGAUCGUUUCACGUCGAUGGCGGCGGAGACGUGGCAGGCCGCCAUCUUCAAAGUUGGCGACGACGUGCGGCAGGACAUGUUGGCGCUGCAGGUUAUCUCGCUGUUCAAGAAUGUAUUCCAGCAAGUGGGGCUGGAUCUGUACUUGUUCCCAUACAAAGUCGUUGCGACCGCCCCAGGGUGCGGCGUGAUAGAGUGCGUGCCGAACGCGAAGUCGCGCGACCAGCUCGGCCGGCAGACCGACAUCGGCAUGUACGAGUACUUCCUCAAGAAGUACGGAGACGAGACCACCAGGGAGUUCCAGGCGGCGCGGCGGUGCUUCGUGACGUCGAUGGCGGCGUACAGCGUGAUCGGGUUCCUGCUGCAGAUCAAGGACAGGCACAACGGCAACAUCAUGCUGGACACAGACGGACACAUUAUUCACAUCGACUUCGGUUUCAUGUUCGAGUCGUCACCCGGCGGCAACCUGGGCUUCGAGCCGGACAUCAAGCUGACGGACGAGAUGGUGAUGGUGAUGGGCGGCAAGAUGGAGGCGCCGCCGUUCCGGUGGUUCUGCGAGCUGUGCGUGCAGGCCUUCCUCGCUGUCAGGCCGUACCAAGAAGCCAUCAUAUCCAUGGUCUCCCUGAUGCUGGACACCGGUCUUCCUUGCUUCCGGGGUCAGACGAUCCGGCAGCUACGUUCCCGCUUCGCGCCCAAUUCCACCGAAAAAGAAGCGGCGGCUUACAUGUUGUCCGUCAUACGAAACUCCUUCCUCAACUUCCGAACCAGAACUUAUGAUAUGAUACAGUAUUACCAGAAUCAGAUACCGUACUAAAUACUAUGUUGUCUACUUUAAGGUAUAGUCAAAAGUAUAUUGUGUAGUCGAAAUCCUUACUUAUAUUGUAGGUAAAUGUGGAAGUUACUGUCUGUUACCUCUUUAAGAUUAAACAGCUGGUUUAGCAGUUUAAUCGAUUUAGACUAUAUUUCGUUUAGAGAUACUUGGAGAGACGGGAAAGAACAGAUAGUUUUUGUUGCGGAAAAAUCUACGGUUUCCGUGCGAUAAACGA
Messenger RNA from Aricia agestis (brown argus), 6744 nucleotides. It is a transcript of the gene Pi4KIIIalpha, whose product is annotated as phosphatidylinositol 4-kinase alpha. Lineage: Eukaryota; Metazoa; Arthropoda; Insecta; Lepidoptera; Lycaenidae. Gene Ontology annotation, biological process: phosphatidylinositol-mediated signaling; phosphatidylinositol phosphate biosynthetic process. The record is from RefSeq and is a predicted model, not a curated record. The transcript has 41 exons. Gene Ontology annotation, cellular component: cytoplasm; plasma membrane. Bases 75 to 6512 code for a protein of 2145 amino acids. Gene Ontology annotation, molecular function: 1-phosphatidylinositol 4-kinase activity.